Messenger RNA from Aspergillus pseudotamarii, 689 nucleotides. RefSeq lists its product as uncharacterized. Bases 99 to 605 code for a protein of 168 amino acids. The record is from RefSeq and is a predicted model, not a curated record. The transcript is spliced from 3 exons. NCBI's taxonomy places the organism in Eukaryota, Fungi, Ascomycota, Eurotiomycetes, Eurotiales, Aspergillaceae.
GACCCAACCCCCACUUGGGUAGCACAACAAAUGCCAGCCGGGAAGCCGGUGUCGGAUUUCUUUGGUUUAUUCAUACGGCAGAUUGUGUGUUCGAAUUUAUGGAUGUUCUAGACUAUGACUUUGGAAGAGCAUCAGCGGGCAACCACACUAUAUACAACAGUCCCUCUAAGGACCAACGCGAUUCGAACGCCUCAGCUUGCCUGCUUGUCCUGGCCUUCCUGGCUCUUGCCUCUAUUAGCCACUCGCGCCCCGUCACGGAAAUCCCCAGAUCUGGGACGUUGCAUGCACGCAAUGCGGACCCGAGAAUGAUACCAGGGUCUGAUGAUCUGGUCGGCGAUCUCUUCAAAAGUAUUGAUUUGGAUAAUCUCGCGAAACUCAACAACUGGAAGCAAAAUCAAACCACAAAUGAGAGUAACAGCACCGCGCCUACCAAACCACAAAGCAACGUCACCUCCAGUGCCAACCACACCGCAAAGCAGACAACCCCGAGUGGACUGGCGGACCCUGAGGGUGAACCUUCCGUGUUUGUGUCGGGCCUAUUGCAAUUGCUGUCGGAUAAGUUCAAGCAAGCGUGGCAUAGCAGUGAUGAACACACCUUGAACUAGGGGUGUUCAUGAUUAGGAGGAGAAUGUGACUGUUGAUGAUGGGAUGCUUGGUCUGUGUUUCUUCUAUUGUGUUUCGUUGAUUUU